Molecule: messenger RNA, 2900 nt
Organism: Juglans microcarpa x Juglans regia
Lineage: Eukaryota; Viridiplantae; Streptophyta; Magnoliopsida; Fagales; Juglandaceae
Product: putative serine/threonine-protein kinase-like protein CCR3
Exons: 1
Coding region: 248-2644 (798 amino acids)
Biological process (GO): protein phosphorylation
Molecular function (GO): ATP binding; protein serine/threonine kinase activity
Source: RefSeq, a predicted model, not a curated record
CAACCUCAAAAGACUUCCCCGAAAGAGAGUUCAAUUGUUUCCAUACUGAAAACUCCGAAACGUCUGGCCCUCUCUCCAUCUAAUCUCUCUCACACAACUAAUCCACCUGCAAUCUCGACCUCUGUGACUCUCUCUCCGUCUCUAAGGUGCUCUCUGUUUUCUCACUCCCUCUCUCUCGGUCAACUCCGCCAAUGAAGCUGACCAGCCUCCAACCCACCACUCCUUUCGUAAAAACAGAGUCUUUUAGAUGACGAAACUACCGUCUUCUUCCUCAUCCGCCGUCAUCGUCAUCCUCUCCGUCAUUUUCUUCAUCUACAGGACACCCUCAGCCCAUGCGCUUGGCUCCGGCGCCACCCUCGCAAUCAGCUACGCCUCCGCCACCGUCUGCGGCAUCGUCGCCUCGCAGCCUAGGCAAAGCAUCCAAUGCUACCGACGUGGCCAAAUCAUCCCCAUCAAUCCCAACGUCAAUUUCUCCUCCAUAUCCGGCGGCCAGAACUUCUUCUGUGGCCUCCGCUCCGGUGGUUACAGCUUCCACUGCUGGGACACGACCAACUUUUCUAGCAGUAGCUUCGACCCCCAACGAGUUUACUUCAAUGAAAAAGUCCUAUUAGAGAACCUUUCGGUCGGUGACGACCAAGUCUGCGCCACGGUUGUUGGUACAGGCUCCGUCAAUUGCUGGAGAGGUGAUAAGUCUAAACCACCAUCUGAUGGGUUCUUGUCAAUCUCCUCUGGGAUAGGAUUCUCUUGCGGUAUCUUAAGGAACAGUAGUCAGGUUCGGUGUUGGGGAAGUAAUACUACUAUAGCGAAUCGUAUACAGACAGAGUUUGGGAUCGUACCGAUGGCGAGUAUUGUAGCUGGUGGCACUCAUGUAUGCGGCCUCAAUUCUACGGGGUUUGUGUUUUGCAAAGGAAAUAACGAUUCUGGGCAGUUGAAUGUUCCUUCGAAUUCGGCAUGGGAGUUCUCGACGUUGGCGCUUGGAGCGAGCCAUAGUUGUGGAAUUAGGGGACCUAAUGAUUCGGUUGUGUGUUGGGGUGGUGGAGGAGAGUAUUCGGUGAAUGUGACGCAAGGUGUUUCGUUUGCAACCAUUGCGUCGGGGUCAAAUUUUACUUGUGGAUUAACGAUGGAGAGUUUGUCAAUUACAUGUUGGGGACCCGGCUGGGCUGGUGAGGCCAGUUUAGGGGCUGAUUUUCCUGCAAUUCUUCCUGGGCCUUGCAAUCAUUCUUCUUGCAGCGAGUGUGGUCUGUAUCCACUGUCUCAAAACUUGUGCUCUGGUUUUGGGAAUAUUUGCAACCCUUGUUUUACUCAAAGUUCAACUCCUCCGCCGCCGCCGCCGCCACCAGUACCAUUACCCCCGGGGCCAACAGGUUCGGCUCGGUCAUCUCCAUCAAAGGGUCUGAGAAAGGGAUUAUUGGCGUUCUGCAUUGUGGGCUCGGUUGGAGUUUUUGCGGGUAUUUGCACAAUAGUCUACUGCUUUUGGACUGGAGUCUGUUUUGGGAAGAAGAAAGUGCACAAUUCAGUGCAACCCACAAUCACAAGAGCUCCCAGUUCUAACAAUGGCACGGCCUCAAACAAUAGCCCGCCUUCGAGAUCAUCCACCAUUAGGCGCCAGGCCUCGCUCAUUAUGAGGCGCCAGAGGAGUGGAACCUCAUCCAAGCGCGCAGACAUGGCCGAGGAAUUUUCACUAGUUGAGCUCGCAGAAGCCACCAACAGUUUCUCCCUACAGAACAAGCUCGGUGCUGGAAGCUUUGGCAUUGUAUACAGAGGUAAAUUAAGUGAUGGUCGCGAGGUUGCGAUAAAAAGGGGCGAAACAGGUUCACAGACGAAGAAGUUUCAAGAGAAAGAAAGCGCAUUUGAUUCAGAAUUGGCCUUCUUGUCCCGCCUUCAUCACAAACACUUGGUUAGGCUUGUUGGGUAUUGCGAGGAAGAGGAUGAAAGGCUCCUGGUUUACGACUACAUGAAGAAUGGUGCCCUUUACGAUCAUAUACACGACAAGAACAACGUGGAAAAGAGUAGUAGCGUUUUGAAUUCUUGGAAGAUGAGGAUCAAAGUCGCGUUAGAUGCUGCACGAGGAAUUGAAUAUCUCCACAAUUAUGCCGUCCCAUCCAUAAUUCAUAGAGACAUCAAGUCUUCUAACAUAUUACUCGAUGCGAAUUGGACAGCAAGAGUAUCUGAUUUUGGAUUGUCGUUAAUGGGCCCGGAAUCCGAUUGCGAUUACAGGCCAACGAAAGCGGCUGGAACAGUUGGGUACAUUGAUCCUGAAUACUAUGGUCUAAAUCUAUUAACAGCAAAGAGUGAUGUUUAUGGACUUGGAAUAGUACUGCUAGAACUUUUGACAGGAAAGAGAGCAAUAUUCAGGAAUGGUGAAGAUGGAGGAACGCCCAUAAGCGUGGUGGACUUUGCGGUGCCAGCAAUUAUGGCUGGAGAAAUGGUAAAGAUCCUGGACUCCAGGGUUGGGCCACCAGAGGUGAAUGAAGUAGAGGCGGUGGAGCUGAUGGCAUAUACUGCACUGCAUUGUGUGAAUUUGGAAGGAAAGGACAGGCCAACCAUGGCUGACAUUGUUACGAAUCUGGACCGAGCAUUGUCUGUCUGCGAUUUUAGUCGUGGCAGCAUCUCUAGUGGUGCAAUCUCCAUCGUUUUAGAAUGAAGUUCCGAACUGGAAAACAAGAAAAGAAACAAUUCUUUUUAUCCAUUUUCAUUAUUGUUUUUGGAGAGUUCUUAUUUGGUAUAAAUGUGUUUUCUUGGGUGUGUGCGUGUGUGUGUGUAAAGUUUAGGAAUUUCAUCUAACAUUGAGCUGUUAGUAGGCUGUAGGGUAGGAUUUAUGUGAACACUGACAGCGAGGAAGAAAGAUUACCUGGUUUUUUUUUAAGGAAAGGAAAAAGGUUUUUAUGUUUCCUUUUUAA